CCCUCCCUCCACCCUCUGCCACCGUCUCCAACCCAAACUUUCCAUAAGUGGAAAGAGUUGCUCGCUGCAGGCACGGCGCUGAUCCGGAGCCUCUUACCAUAAAUACUUAGAUAGCAAUGGAUAACGGAAUUCAGACAAAGCUACUUCGACAUGAAGAAGAGGAGGUAGACGGUGACUUGAAAGUGAGGGUAUGGAACGAGUCCAAAAAGAUAUGGAGGGUCGCAUUGCCCGGUGUUAUAUCAAGAGUUUGUGCAUUCGGAACUAUUGUUGUCACUCAAUCGUUUAUCGGUCAUAUAAGUGACAUCGAUCUUGCUGGCUACGCUCUUGUUCAAACCUUAAGCGUCCGAUUUGUCAAUGGGAUACUUUUGGGAAUGUCGAGUGCAACCGAAACUCUUUGUGGUCAAGCAUUCGGAGCCGGGCAACACCAUAUGAUGGGGAUCUACUUGCAACGAUCCUGGAUCGUCGACUUGUUUACUUUGACGGUUUUGCUCCCAAUUUUCGUGUUCGGGACCCAAUUAUACAGACUCCUCGGUGAAGAACCGUCCAUAGCUAUAAGCGGUGGAUACAUCUCUCUAUGGUUCAUCCCUUUCGUCUACAACUUCGUGUUCAGCUUGACCAUACAAAUGUUUCUGCAAGCACAGCUAAAGAACAUGGUGAUUGCGUGGCUUUCGAUCUUCCAGUUCGCGAUCCACAUCCCGUUGUCGUGGCUGCUUGUGUAUAAGAUGGGAUUUGGGGUGCCAGGCGCGAUGGUUGCGUUGUCGAUAUCGUCAUGGUUUCUUGUUAUCGGAGAGUUUAUUUACAUUUUUGGUGGUUGGUGUCCUUAUUCAUGGAAAGGGUUCACAGUUGCUGCCUUUAAGGAUUUGGUUCCUGUGGUGAAACUCUCAGUGUCAUCUGGUAUCAUGGUCUGCUUGGAGCUAUGGUACAAUGCUGUGCUAGUCUUACUUGCUGGAUACAUGGCAAAUGCAGAAGUUGCCAUUUCUGCCUUCUCCAUUUGCUUGAACAUUAAUGCAUGGGAGUUUAUGAUAAGCCUCGGGUUCUUAGGUGCAGCAUGUGUGCGGGUUGCAAAUGAACUUGGGAGAGGAAAUGCUAAAGCUGCAAAGUUCUCGAUUAAAGUCUUGUUGGGAACUUCGAUCGCUAUAGGGUUGUUCUUCUUUGUUCUUUGCUUGGUGUUCGGCAAAAAACUUGCUUACGUGUUUACAGACGAUGAACAAGUUGCAGAGACUGUAGCCGAUCUUUCUCUACUACUUUCCUUCUCCGUGUUGUUGAAUAGCAUUUAUCCGGUUCUCUCAGGCGUGGCCGUGGGAGCUGGAAUGCAGGGUAUUGUAGCAGUCAUUAACCUCGUUUGCUUUUACGUGAUUGGUAUCCCAUUGGGAGCUUUGCUCGGGUAUUUGACGGAUCUCCAAGUAAAGGGUAUAUGGGUUGGAAUGAUUUGUGGCAUCGUAACUCAAACACUUGCGCUCGUGUAUCUGACAUGGAGAACAGAUUGGGACGAUCAGGUCAAGAAAUCAUUGGAACGGCUCAACCGAUUUUACGUGAAGUCCUCUGACAAUCCUGAGGAAAUUUCUAACUGAUCGUGUUAUAUCAGAAGAUCGAUUUUUCGUAAGAAUGUAACGAGAUUUUGCAGUUUUUUUGAUGGAUUUAGCAGCCAUUGCUGAUGAUUGGGAGGUGUUGAUUCUUUCUUUGUGUGGUAGAUGUUUACCUUCUAUUAGAAAAUAAGCUUUUAAUUAGUUUAAUCCAUGUAGCCUAGUGUUCAUCCCUUCACCCUAUUUUAAUUUCAUCAACAUUUACCAAACACUUAUGCAGUAAAAAUCACCUUAAUGGUUCAC
This is a messenger RNA of Cynara cardunculus var. scolymus (artichoke), 1826 nucleotides long. RefSeq names its product protein DETOXIFICATION 24-like. The coding region runs from base 117 to 1571 and encodes 484 amino acids. Lineage: Eukaryota; Viridiplantae; Streptophyta; Magnoliopsida; Asterales; Asteraceae. Gene Ontology annotation, biological process: xenobiotic detoxification by transmembrane export across the plasma membrane. The record is from RefSeq and is a predicted model, not a curated record. The transcript is spliced from 9 exons. Gene Ontology annotation, molecular function: xenobiotic transmembrane transporter activity; antiporter activity. Gene Ontology annotation, cellular component: membrane.